Molecule: messenger RNA, 1943 nt
Organism: Megalops cyprinoides (Indo-Pacific tarpon)
Lineage: Eukaryota; Metazoa; Chordata; Actinopteri; Elopiformes; Megalopidae
Product: interleukin-1 receptor type 2
Exons: 10
Coding region: 112-1371 (419 amino acids)
Molecular function (GO): interleukin-1 receptor activity
Source: RefSeq, a predicted model, not a curated record
CACAAGAACAUAUAAGUGUGUGAGCAAGGUUCCCCAUGGCCAUGCACACAGAUAGACAGAGGAAGCCUUUCUGUGACUGUCGCUGGCACUGUUACCGUUACUGUCGCUAAAAUGAAGGUCAAGUGCACCCUGGCCCCUCUCUCCCUGCUCACCAUGCUCUCCGUCUAUAUGGCUGCUGCACACAGGACGCCUCGGCUGCCCAUGAGAGGAGGCUGUUACCAGGUGUCACCAGACGUCCCCGAGUUCUCUCUGCAGGGCGAGGCCGUGGUCCUCCGGUGCAGCUUCCUGGAGAGAUACCUGCACAGACAGGGCCUCUCCCAGGCCAAGGGUUACACCUUUAGUUUCCAUAGCAGUGACCUCAGCAGUGAGGGGGCGCCUGUCCUCUCCGACGACAGGGGGCGCGUGAGAGAGCAAGGGCAUCGCCUGUGGCUCCUGCCUGCCAUGACCAGAGACUCUGGAAAUUACUCUUGUGUCUUCAGAAAUGCUUCCUACUGUUUUGCUGGGACCAUCUCUUUACGCGUGUAUGAGACGAAACACUCCCACCUGGACAUAAUUUCAUACCCAAUGAGUGCAACCCCAGGCCAGGAAGGAAUGAUCAGAUGUCCACAACUGACGGAAUUCAAGAACAGAGGGAAGCUGCAGUGGUAUAAGGAGUCCACCCCCAUAGUCUUCUCUGCAAACAGAACGCGCUAUCGCAGAGACACGGAGAUCUCGUUUACCAUUCGGAACGUGAUCCCUGCGGAUGAGGGAUACUACACAUGCCAGGUGGAAGUGUUCCUCAACAACACUCAGUACACUGUCACCAGGAUCAUCAAACUGCACGUGGCAGCGAUUGGACCCGAUGAUGUAUUGCCCACCACCAGACCCAGCCAGAGCACUGCGGGAAGGAAGGCCCUUCGACCCAAGAUUCUUGAUCCUGUGAAUGGAACCUUCUUCCACAGCUCUUUUGGUUCUAGUCUGGACAUACUGUGCAGGGUGUUGAUAUGGAACCAAUCAGCAGACUCCACAGAGGUCACAUGGAUGGUGAACGGCCUGCCAGUGGAGGAGUCCUUCCUGGGUGGUCGCGCUUUGCUGGGGGAGAAGAAGGUCACCGUUUUGAAUGGGAGAAACCACAUUGAACUGAGGCUCACUUUCCUGGAACUCCAUGAGGAAGACAGUAGGGCAGAGAUAAAGUGUGUGGCUCAGAACCUUGGAGGAAGAGAAGAGGUUGUGGCUCAGGUCAGACUGGAAGACUUCGUGUCCACGUGGUUGGUGGUGGCUACAAUCGGGACUAUAUGCUUCCUCACCAUGGUCUGUGUAUUCCUCUACCAGCUCCUGAAACCAAGACAGAACAAAGACUACAUCCUGACAAGGCAAAAUAGCACAUUUUAAACCCAGUCCCACAAUGUGAUUUUGUUACUGAUAUAAUUGUUGAUAUUCAAAAUUUUUCUUAGCGUUCUAAGGGACAGAGAAAUGAGAUAAUGAGACAGACAUCCUGUGGAGUAAUUACAAUCAUCUUUAGAAUCAGUCAUUUUUGCAUUCUGUCUCAAAAUGAUGAACUUUGACCCCAAGAUAACCUAAAGACUCAGAGCAUAGCUGGUGUCCCUCUGUGCCUGUGAAGUGGACAGCCUAUGACUCUCCCUGUCUAACAAUACUCCAUCAGACAUCCAAAUUGCAUGUCACCCAGUGCUCCUGCCCUGACUGAAUCACUCCUCUCACGCAGGACAAUAUAAGGCUGCUCCAACACUGAAAUACUGCCCCAGCAUUCAAGUAGCAUUUUCAUAGCAUUUCCAUUGUAAUGCAGAUAUGCCAACAUAUUACUCAAAUGUUACUCUUGUGAGAAGUUUAUGUGUGGCUGGGAUAUUCUUAAAUCUACCAUACUAUAUUACUUUCCUUGUUUUUUUUUUCCAUUUGAGUUUUAAAAUAGUCAUUUGGUAAUAAGGUAAUUAUUAUUUGAUUGUUUA